Molecule: messenger RNA, 1103 nt
Organism: Hymenoscyphus albidus
Lineage: Eukaryota; Fungi; Ascomycota; Leotiomycetes; Helotiales; Helotiaceae
Source: the annotation of a GenBank genome assembly
AUGUCAUUCUCUCGCUAUCUUUCAGUUCUCAAUGAUAUCCAAGAACGAUCUCUGCGUCUUGGUCUGUCCCAGGCUGACUUUGCACAAUUAUUUGACCAUUUCCAUGCUGUCGCGCUCCAAACCCCUAACCUCAGCGACGAUGGGGUCAAACUCGCAACAGAGGACCUCAUUUCAAGACACCUUUGUACGCAACUCUCACUGAAACCUUUCACAGCUGUUCUAUGCUGAUACAUGAUUUCUGUAGGGCCAAAUGAGGUUUUUUCUGGAAUAUAUGAGACCUUCCCACCUGCUCCGAUCAGCGCGAUUCCACCAAACGUAGUUCUCUUUAAUCGCCAGCCACGAUUCGCCGUAGCUCCUCUUCUUGGUUAUGACGCUGCUCCCCAGUAUGGAAUAGACUCUCUCGGACUUCCUUAUUGGUCUCAGAUUCUGCCUUUGCCUGGUCUACAACACUUUGAAAGAGAGAUGGGUUGCGCGGUUGCGGAAUUGGAGGAAGUGUUUGCAGUUAAGAUUUGCAUUCACAAGGCAAACAAUCGUAUUAUCAUUUGGCCUGAGCAUGCACCAGUUCGUAGAGAUUUGCACGCUCGUGAAUACGGCAAGAUGGAUUGGUUCUACAAAUUCAUUUACCAUUUUGGCUGCGAGGUGCGUGGUUUGAAUAAUUUCUGGACUAUGUCGGACGCUCUCAACAGCACUGCGCCUUCAGUUAGCUACCUCACAAAGUUCUUUGAGCAAGAGAGCAAGGGAGAGUUAGACUGGGCUACCCCAGAUCCUCCUCGCUACAAUUACCGUAAGUCCCUCUUUCCGAGUAUACAUCACCAUCUUUGCUUUGACACAAUAAUAUCCCCUACAACUGACCUCAAUUCCACUUAACUAUUUAAUACUGAUCUAUUUCUAUUCCAGACCCUUUCCUUGCACAGACUUCUCAACAUAUUCGCGAUACUCAAGUAUACCGCUCCCAGUUCAGAAAGAACGAUAACGAGACGAUAUAUAAUGGCAAUACUGGGCAUACGCGUGAUUUGCCAAACAGCCGACGCACCCAUGUUUUUGGUACCAUACCCCCUGUGUUUGGAGAUGCUUCCGCCGGUGUUGCAAAUGAGGAACUGUAA